This is a messenger RNA of Mangifera indica (mango), 1231 nucleotides long. Its product is annotated as F-box protein At5g67140. The coding region runs from base 385 to 1074 and encodes 229 amino acids. The transcript has 5 exons. The record is from RefSeq and is a predicted model, not a curated record. Gene Ontology annotation, cellular component: SCF ubiquitin ligase complex. Gene Ontology annotation, biological process: SCF-dependent proteasomal ubiquitin-dependent protein catabolic process. NCBI's taxonomy places the organism in Eukaryota, Viridiplantae, Streptophyta, Magnoliopsida, Sapindales, Anacardiaceae. Gene Ontology annotation, molecular function: protein binding.
GAGAACAACGUUGGGCAGGCCUUAGUCAACGUUUCAUCGCGGCUCAUAUUCUAAUCUACUGGCCUUCCAUCGUAACACGCAAUAUUUCUGGGUUACGGCAGUCAGACUUGAAGCGUUGAAUACCUUAAAAAAUUUAAAAAGACGAAACGUAUUGAUAACUAAGGAAGAAAAGGCGAAGUCCACGUGCACGCCUCACGCAAAGGACUGGAAAGAUUAUUACUUUCUUUAAAAAUGGAGAUUCUUGACAUGAUGAUGGAACGAUGACCACAUCCUCUUGCCAUUUCUUAUAAUAAUUUGUUGGGGGACCGCUGAAAAGUAUUAUGACUUUUUAAUACCUUUUCAAGAAUUUGUGUACCCAGAAGGAAAGAACGAAAUUGAAUAACUAUGGCCGUGGAGGAGGAGGCAGAAAUUGAUCGGUUGCCGAUAGAUUUGUUAGCUCACAUCUUUGUUUUGAUUACUUCCUUCACUGAUUUAGCUCAGGCCAGCAGUGUGUGCAAGAAAUGGAAAGUCGGGGUGAAGCAGUCUUUGGCACGAAGAGAAAGUUUGAGCUUUGCUGGGUGGAAGAUGGAUGAUGAUUCCACCGCACGUCUUGUUGGCCAUGCUUACAGCCUCAAAGAACUUGAAAUUUCAAGGAGUCGGUGGGGUUGUCAAAUAACUGACAAUGGACUGUACAGAAUAUCAUUAGCAAAAUGCGUCAGCAACCUGACAUCCAUAUCACUGUGGGGUUGGACAGGGAUCACAGACAGAGGUGUUGUUCAACUGAUUUCAAGAGCUAGUUCCUUGAAACACCUGAAUAUAGGCGGUACAUUCAUCACUGAUGAAUCUCUUUAUGCCAUUGCAAAUAGCUGUCCACAAUUAAAAAAUAUUGUCCUGUGGAGUUGCCGUCAUGUAACAGAGAAUGGGCUUCUGUUUCUUGUAAAUAAAUGUCAGAAGCUUGAGUCUAUCGAUGUGCGGGGAACCAGAGUUCCAGUAGACUGCUUCAUAGCCUUGCUUACAAUUAGUCCAGCCCUUCGGAUAAAGCCUGAGAGACUCCUCUUGAAUGUUGGGCAUGCUUCUAUGUUGCCUAUUGUAUAAGCUGUUAUUCGGUUAGUCUUGUUUUUCUUUUUACUUCUCAUUAUGUUUGGUUAUGUAUGGUGAUGCAUCAAUUGUAUUCUUUUGUGAUUGUGCACAAGCACAAAUGAUAUUUGAAUAAAGAAUAAAAAACAAAUAAAUAUGUACGAUUGUACAAGCA